UAAUAAAAUAAAAUAAUUAAUAGACAGAUUAGAAAAUCAGUACAAAGAAAAAUAAAUCCAGCUCUUAUUGUCCAUAUUUAUUUCUCAUCUUCUACACUAAUCUCGUGAAAACAGAAUCAAAAUCCACAAUCGAACGGAUAAAUGGCGGACGCCGCUGGUCACGGAGGAGGAGGAGGAUGCUGUCCGUCCAUGGAUCUGUUCCGGUCAGAGGCGAUGCAAUUGGUCCAGCUCAUCAUCCCUAUCGAAUCUGCUCAUCUCACUGUCUCUUAUCUCGGCGACCUCGGUCUCCUUCAAUUCAAAGAUCUCAAUUCCGAGAAGAGCCCCUUCCAGAGAACUUAUGCUUCUCAGAUAAAAAAAACUGGUGAGAUGGCUCGGAAGUUGCGUUUUUUCAAGGAGCAAAUGGAAAAGGCUGGCAUAACACCUUCGACCAAAUCUACUGCACGAACUGACAUUGAUAUGGAUGGUCUAGAUAUAAAACUUGGAGAACUUGAAGCAGAGUUGGUUGAAAUGAAUGCUAAUAAUGAUAAAUUACAGCGCUCUUACAAUGAGCUCGUAGAAUUGAAGCUUGUUCUCCAGAAGGCUGGUGAAUUUUUUACUUCAGCAUUAAGCAGCGCAGCUGCUCAGCAGAGAGAAUUGGAAUCACGUCAAGCUGGUGAAGAAUCGUUGGAGACUCCUUUGUUAGGAGAUCAAGAAGCAUCUACUGAUUCGUCAAAGCAAGUAAAGUUGGGGUUUCUCACUGGUCUUGUUCCCAAAAAUAAGUCUAUUGCAUUUGAGAGGAUCAUAUUCCGUGCUACCAGAGGCAAUGUGUUCAUCAGGCAGGCUGCUAUCGAGGAGCCUGUGAUUGAUCCUGUUUCAGGGGAGAAGGUUGAGAAGAAUGUAUUUGCUGCUUUCUAUUCUGGAGAAAAAUCUAAAACAAAAAUACUCAAAAUAUGUGAAGCUUUUGGGGCAAAUCGUUAUUCAUUCACUGAGGAUGUUGGCAAGCAAAACCAGAUGAUCACUGAAGUCUCAGGAAGAAUCUCAGAGUUGAAGACUACCAUAGAUGCGGGAUUGGUUCAUCGGACCAGUUUGUUGCAGACAAUCAGUGAUCAAUUCGUGCAGUGGAACACUAUGGUGAGGAAGGAGAAAUCUGUCUAUCACACUCUGAACAUGCUUAGUCUUGAUGUAACAAAAAAGUGUCUUGUCGCUGAGGGAUGGAGUCCUAUUUUUGCCUCAAAGCAGAUCCAGGAAGCAUUACAACGAGCUGCAUUUGAUUCCAAUUCACAGGUUGGAUCCAUUUUCCAGGUGCUGCACGCAAAGGAAUCACCACCUACAUAUUUUCGCACAAAUAAGUUUACUUCUGCUUUUCAAGAAAUUGUCGAUGCAUAUGGGGUGGCCAAGUAUCAAGAAGCUAAUCCUGGUGUAUUUACUGUCGUUACGUUCCCUUUUCUUUUUGCUGUCAUGUUUGGUGAUUGGGGGCACGGAAUAUGCUUGUUACUUGCAACUUCAAUCUUUCUAAUUAAGGAAAAAAAACUUUCCAGCCAGAAACUUGGGGAUAUCACUGAAAUGGCUUUUGGUGGCCGUUAUGUUAUCUUAAUGAUGUCGCUUUUCUCGAUUUACACUGGCUUGAUCUAUAAUGAAUUCUUCUCGGUCCCCUUUGAGCUGUUUGGUCGUUCAGCAUAUGAAUGUCGCGAUAUUUCCUGCAGGGAUGCUACUACUGAAGGAUUGAUUAAAGUGGGUCCUGCAUAUCCAUUUGGUGUGGAUCCGGUGUGGCAUGGCUCUCGCAGUGAACUGCCAUUUCUCAACUCUCUGAAGAUGAAAAUGUCAAUCCUACUUGGAGUUGCUCAGAUGAAUCUUGGAAUAAUAAUGAGUUUCUUUAAUGCAUUGUAUUUCAAGAGUAGCAUUAAUGUUUGGUUUCAGUUUAUUCCCCAAAUUAUAUUUUUAAACAGCUUGUUUGGCUAUUUAUCACUCCUUAUCAUUGUGAAGUGGUGCACUGGUUCUCAAGCAGAUUUAUACCAUGUAAUGAUAUACAUGUUCUUGAGCCCAACAGAUGAGUUGGGGGAAAACGAACUUUUCCCUGGUCAAAGAACAGCUCAGCUUGUUCUAUUAUUAUUGGCUCUUGUUUCCGUACCAUGGAUGCUGCUUCCAAAGCCUUUUCUUUUGAAGAAGCAACACGAAAAUAGGCACCAAGGCCAGUCAUACAUACCACUCGAGACCAGCGAAGAGUCUCUUCAAGUGGAGGUGAACCAUGAUUCUCAUGGCCAUGAGGAAUUUGAGUUCAGUGAAGUUUUUGUGCAUCAGUUGAUACAUACUAUUGAGUUUGUACUUGGAGCAGUCUCAAACACAGCUUCUUACCUUCGUUUAUGGGCACUUAGUCUUGCCCACUCAGAGUUGUCAACUGUAUUUUAUGAGAAGGUUCUUCUCCUUAGUAUGGGGUUCAACAAUGUACUCAUCCUUAUUGUUGGGGUCAUCAUCUUUAUCUUUGCAACUGUCGGUGUGUUGUUGGUGAUGGAAACUCUAAGUGCAUUCUUACAUGCUUUGCGUCUUCAUUGGGUGGAAUUCCAAAACAAGUUCUAUGAGGGCGAUGGUUAUAAGUUUCUUCCUUUUUCAUUUGCAUUGGUUGGUGAUGAAGAUGAAUGAUGCAUUCACGAUUAGCAUCAAAGUCGGUGGUGCUCAAUGUGCAUAGGUAUGAAAUGAUUUAUCUUGAUAUUUAUUCAUUUGAACAUGAUCAAAUGUGAUCGUUGCCAUUUCGAGCACUGCUCCGUUCCGUUCCGGAUAUUUCUAUUGGAAUGAAUGAGCAGUUUUCUCUGUUUGGCGGGUGAGUUAUUGUGUUGAAAAAUUCUAUCCUACACAUAUUGUAUGUGGCGGUUCUGGCCGAGUGUAAUAAUGAGCAUAUUUAAUUUAUUUCAACCUUUAAGUUAUUGUUUUAUUUAAUAAAUAAAACAUAUAGCCUCAUUGAAAGUUA
Mercurialis annua (annual mercury) is the source of this 2941-nucleotide messenger RNA. Its product is annotated as V-type proton ATPase subunit a3-like. Gene Ontology annotation, biological process: vacuolar acidification; proton transmembrane transport. The record is from RefSeq and is a predicted model, not a curated record. Gene Ontology annotation, molecular function: proton-transporting ATPase activity, rotational mechanism; ATPase binding. Gene Ontology annotation, cellular component: vacuolar proton-transporting V-type ATPase complex; vacuolar proton-transporting V-type ATPase, V0 domain. The transcript is spliced from 18 exons. Bases 142 to 2616 code for a protein of 824 amino acids. NCBI's taxonomy places the organism in Eukaryota, Viridiplantae, Streptophyta, Magnoliopsida, Malpighiales, Euphorbiaceae.